UAACUCUACAUCCAGUCAGAGAGAGAACUCACUGAACACAGAGAGCUAAUUUUGGAGCCAAGCGGCAUUCAAACAGCCACCUGCUCGUGUCUCUCACCGAGCUGCUCAGUCUCUGGCGCUGAAGAGACAGUGGACGCAGACAGCAGGAGCAGCGUUGGGGUCUGCUGGAGGAGCACUCUGUGCCUGGGGAGAAUGUCAGGGAGCAACCAGCGACGGGAUCCAGUGCUCAUUAAAGAGCUAGAGCUCAUCUUGGAUUCCUGCACACAGGAGCUCACAGCAGUGGAUGAAGUCUGGCCCAACCUGUACAUAGGAAAUGUGGCCGUUGCACAGAAUAGAAAGACAUUACAUAAACUUGGAAUCACUCAUGUCCUGAACGCAGCACACUCCAAGCAGGGCAGCAUCGGCGACCAGAGAUUUUACGGGAACACGUGCGUUUACUUUGGCAUCCCAGCAGAGGAUUCAGAAUCUUUUGACCUCAGUCAGCACUUCAAACCUGCAGCUGACUUCAUUCAUAAAGCUCUGAAGAGCAAAGACGGGAAAGUGCUGGUGCACUGCAUCAUGGGCAUCAGUCGAUCAGCCACUUUGGUCCUGGCCUACUUGAUGCUCCGGCAGCGUCUGUCUCUGAGAGAUGCGCUGCGGCGUGUCGUCCAAAAACGAGCCAUUUACCCCAACCAGAAUUUUCUGUCUCUCCUCCUCAAGCUGGAUGAUCAGCUGACACUCAGACGGAGAUUCUGUCCUCUUCUCUGACCUCCAUCUCUCUCUCUCUCUUUUCCACCUCCUCCACUCUCCUUCAUCACAUCACCUCUCCUCUCUUUUUCCAGGUGUUACACUCCACUCUGAUGACUAUGAGGCAAUAUCUGUAAAUAAUGAUUUGCUAUCAGAAUGUGUAUGUAUAGUUAAAGAUAUGAGUUUGUUAGUGGUGAUUUCAAUUCCAUAUUUUUAUUCUACAUGCUUUGUAAGGCAGCCAUGUGUUGUGAAAUAUUGUAAAUAUCUAAGUACAUUGUGUGUGUGCCCAUUAAAGACAUUUAAUGAUA
Molecule: messenger RNA, 1034 nt
Organism: Scatophagus argus
Lineage: Eukaryota; Metazoa; Chordata; Actinopteri; Scatophagidae
Product: dual specificity protein phosphatase family protein
Exons: 3
Coding region: 193-747 (184 amino acids)
Biological process (GO): protein dephosphorylation; negative regulation of MAPK cascade
Cellular component (GO): cytoplasm
Molecular function (GO): MAP kinase phosphatase activity; protein tyrosine/serine/threonine phosphatase activity
Source: RefSeq, a predicted model, not a curated record